This is a messenger RNA of Strongylus vulgaris, 360 nucleotides long. NCBI's taxonomy places the organism in Eukaryota, Metazoa, Nematoda, Chromadorea, Rhabditida, Strongylidae. The record is from the annotation of a GenBank genome assembly.
AUGUCAUUAGCAUGGGAUCGAGCGAUUGCAAAGCCUGGUAUACCAUUUAGAAGAGCAGUUGUUGGUUUCAAUUGCAACGUGGACGUUAUCGUAUCAGGCAUACAAAUAAUUGAGAACUUAAAUACAACAUGUGAGAAAGGCACGGAUCAUGAAAGCUUAGAAACUCUUAGUGAUCUGCACGAAACUUUUAUACAUUUUUUCCAAAGAGGAGCACCUGCUGAAAGGUAUAUGGCAUCGGAAGCUACUUUUGAAACUGUGGUACGACAAGCCGAAGCAGCCAUACCAAGAGCUCAGUAUCACAUUGGAGGAAAUGCUGCUCUUAUGGCAGAACGAAUAGCAUCAGGAUUUCCUAGCACCGAA